UACCUACCCCACCUACUACUAAUUGCACGUCACGUCAUGUACCAAACUCUCUCACUCACAAUUUUGCUCCCUCCUCCUCCAACUCCAACACGAACACGAAAAUCAAUGGCUUUGCAAAUGCAGCAGUCCUCCUUCAGAAUCUACGCACCAUCCACCACCGAUGCACGCAGCGGACUCUCCCCGUUCAGAACCGUGGCUGUUCGCCGGUUAACGGCAAACCGUGGAGUCGUCAGAUGCAGCGGCGGAGACGCCGCGAAGAAAAAAGCAGUUCCUAAUUCGAACUACGUAGUUCCUAUGGACAAAUUCUCAUCCUCUUCUUCAAUUACUCGGCCUUUGAUUGAGAUACUUCGUGACCUUAACAAGAAGAUUCCUGAUAACAUUGUUAAGAGCCAUGAUCCUCCCUCUACUACUGCUGCUGCUUCUGGCUUUAUCCCUUGGUACCAUGCAAAUCGGAUGCUUAGCUUCUAUGCUCCUGGUUGGUGUGGUGAAGUUAGAGAUGUUAUUUUCUCUGAGAAUGGUAAUGUCACUGUUGUUUAUCGUCUCACCAUUCGUGGCUCUGAUGGUGAGUUUUAUGUAAUGCAGGCACAUCGAGAAUCAACUGGGACAGUAAUAACGACUGAUGAUCACACUGAGGAUCCAGUUGCUGCAGCUGAGGAAAUAGCAUUCUGCAGAGCAUGUGCUCGAUUUGGUCUUGGCUUGUAUCUGUAUCAUGAAUAGUAGGCCAGUCAUUUCAAGUCUGCGCACCAGUGUUCAGUGACUUGUCCGUCAACUAGGCAGGACCCCUUCAUUGUGUGAUCUUUCUUUUUAUUUUUGACAUCCUUGUGUGAGAUGAUCUAGAGUACCAAAAAAUUAUGCAAUCGACACGAGUUUUUAUGUAUAACCGAGACACUUGCUGUUAUAUAUACUUACAUUACAUUAAAUAAAAUGCAUUGCCC
Molecule: messenger RNA, 935 nt
Organism: Camelina sativa (false flax)
Lineage: Eukaryota; Viridiplantae; Streptophyta; Magnoliopsida; Brassicales; Brassicaceae
Source: RefSeq, a predicted model, not a curated record